Molecule: messenger RNA, 893 nt
Organism: Asterias rubens (European starfish)
Lineage: Eukaryota; Metazoa; Echinodermata; Asteroidea; Forcipulatida; Asteriidae
Exons: 3
Coding region: 40-468 (142 amino acids)
Source: RefSeq, a predicted model, not a curated record
CAACGGGGAGCUGAAAUUGUUUCGCAAAAUUUCAAUAAUAUGAAACUGCACUGUCGUAAGGUUGCCACCAAUGGGUUGUUUGUGUUAAUCGGAGUGCUCGUCGUUGCAACAAGUGGAUAUCGUGGAGGUCGAGCUAAUGGGUUCCCAAUAGGUCCUCGAGCCCCUGAUGCAGACUCGGGCGUUUCCAUAGACUGGCAGGGUCGUAACCAUGCUGGGAACCUUGACGGAGAUGCUGAUGGCACAGCUAAGUAUUCGCACCUGGGGACAAACCCUAAACCGGCCGUCGUAGACGGUCCGUUGUUUGUUGAAACCAAAGCCAACCUGGACUCGGUAGUCUUUCCCAAACCUGGCGACCCAAGCAUCGCCGGUCAACGUCGCCGGCUCCGGGAAGACAAAACGUCAACACACCGAUUAAUUUCCAAUCAUGAUAUUAUAGGAAGCGAAACAGAGUCCGUUGACUGCCGAUGACAAAGUUGGAGCGCCGCACAAGAGGAGACGGGCUAGUGAUGGAGUAGGGAUGUCAGACACUUCGUUCCUUUACCACUUUGUACCCUGGACCACUUUGUUCGCUGGACACUUCAGUCUACCUGCAGUACACUAAUCCCCAUUGUUAUUUAUCUGCGGGGAUAUGCGGCGUUUUUUCAUGCGUGGCCUCCAUGUGAAUAUUAAUUAGUCAAAAGGGCUUCUGGAGUUCGGUCAUUAUUCAGCCUUUUCUGAAAAGUCUCAACCAAAAUAAUGUACCAGUAAAUUGAAACGAAGAGCAUAUCUGUCGUUGUGUAUAAAAACAAUCGGUGAAACUCAAUUAGUUUUAAAUAGAGAAAUUUGCACGUAAAAAAUUGCUUCAAAAACAGAGAAAACAAGUCACAAAACACGGAAAAUGUUCAUGUUAUGAA